Molecule: messenger RNA, 1785 nt
Organism: Candidozyma haemuli
Lineage: Eukaryota; Fungi; Ascomycota; Pichiomycetes; Serinales; Metschnikowiaceae
Exons: 1
Coding region: 1-1785 (594 amino acids)
Source: RefSeq, a predicted model, not a curated record
AUGUCGAAGAAACCUUCUGGAGACUGGAUCCCUCCAGUGCCUCCUCAUGACAAGCGGCUCAGCAGCCAAUCCUCACGUCACUCCCAUGGUUCUUUUCAUCAAGCUGAGAUUGGAGAGGCGGUGUCGGUUCCAAUCAAAAGAUCUUCCAGUGUCAAGACUCAAGGAAGUAUCCGUUACUACGAAGGGUCUCCACGGAAAGCUUCGGAGGCUGCUACCACGGAUGAAGAAUCUUUAUACUCUGAGAACCAGGUUAAGCUUGGAAGACUCAACACUAGAUUAAGCCAGGCACCUGCGGUGGAGGCCCCUCUGAUGACUUUGAAUACCGAAGUGGAGGACGUUGUUCCUCCAAGACUGAGAAGAAGACCUAUGAGUGAGAUUAUACCUCGCAGCUCCAAGGAUUCAUCUCCUCAGCAUGCUCAUAGGUUUUCUAUUAACAUUAGCGAUGAUUUAGACAAGCUCAUGGAGAAUGCUAGCAGCUUGCGAAGCGAGCCACUUUAUGAUGAACCAUACGGCGUAACCAGUCCAACUGAAUCUCACUACACUGCCCCAGAGCCAUCUACCGCAGCUCCAGUGAACACCAACAGACAUUCGACCUUCUCAUCUGGCAGUUUUGAGACUGCUGACAGUGGUGAAGGGUCAGAUGGCUUACCACUGGUUCCUGCCCAUACUGUGGCCAGUCGUCAAUUGCCAAAGAGACCUAGCCCUCAAAGUUUGGAAAAGGCUAGAGUCGCCUCGCAUCAAUUCAGUUUGUACUCGAGGGAAGACGGUGAGCGUACUCUUAGCUUCAAUGAAGCUGAAGCAAAGGCUAAGAACGAAGACGAGGAAAGCUCCAGCACGCAAUAUUUGAAUCCUUCUCACGGAAUGAGUAGUCAAGAAGAAUAUGGCAAGGCUUAUGAGAGAGAGUUUGCCAAAGAACAAGGCUUCACUCCAGACACUGCUACAAACAGCGAAGCGGGUACUAGCGUUGUCCCAAGCAGAGGCCCAAGUCUUCGGGCUGCUGUUGUUUCUAAGCAAGCAGAAGCAGGAGAACCAAAAGAGGAAGAUACCACGAUCACAGGCACAGAGGGUGCAGUAGCUGGACUCGCUACGGGGCUUGCAGUUGGAGCUGCUGCCACUGCAGCUGGAUCAGGAUUGGAACCACCAUUGGAGGCCAGUCGUAGUGAAGCAGCUGCCGAGCAACCCGCCGAGCAACCUGCCGAGGGGCUUGCUGAGCCUUCCGCUCAAUUCAACGAGCCUGAAGAACUCCAAGGUGCUGAAGAAGAACAUGAAAGACAGGAGCCAGGUCUGCCAUACCUAGAGCGUCCCCAGGCAGGUACUCUUCUUGCCAGAAGCGACCCAGAUAUCAUUGCUGCCAGAGACAGCGUCUACACAGACCAUGGAUUGCAAGGAUACCAAGCUGGAGACGACGAGUACUACGAUAUCGAAGACCCAGUGGUUGUACCCAAUCCAGUACGAGCCAAGUCAGUCAAGGACAAUAUCCAAAUGCCUAAGCGGAAAAGCACUAAGCGAAAAACGCGGAAAAAUGUACGCAGUGGCAGCAGCGGUAUGCACCUUAAGCCCUUUUCGUACAACACCCUCAUCAAUUUGCUCGAAAGCAUAAAUGGUGCAGUGAUUGGCGAAGAGUUUGAAACACUUAACAUCCCCAUCAAGGAGAAGCAGAUGAUCGAGAAGAUUGUGGAUUCGUUGAGUAGGCUUACAUCAGAUAUGAUCCUUGACGAGCACCGUUACGAAGUUGGGCUUGAACGGUUAGAGAAGGCACAUCGUGUGCUUGAAGGAUUCUUGUGA